Molecule: messenger RNA, 1384 nt
Organism: Passer domesticus (house sparrow)
Lineage: Eukaryota; Metazoa; Chordata; Aves; Passeriformes; Passeridae
Gene: ALG2
Product: ALG2 alpha-1,3/1,6-mannosyltransferase
Exons: 2
Coding region: 121-1356 (411 amino acids)
Cellular component (GO): endomembrane system
Molecular function (GO): GDP-Man:Man(1)GlcNAc(2)-PP-Dol alpha-1,3-mannosyltransferase activity; alpha-1,3-mannosyltransferase activity
Source: RefSeq, a predicted model, not a curated record
GGGCAGCGGCGGGGCCGCCCGGCGGGCGGGGCGGGCGGGAAGGCCCGGCAGGAAGGGAAGCAAGGCUGACGUGUCGCACCGGCGCUGCCGGGCUGCGCAUGCCACCGCGCGGCUGCGGCUAUGGAGGAGGCGGAGGAGACGGGAGGAGCGGGCCCGUCCGUGCUGUUCCUGCACCCGGACCUGGGCCUGGGCGGCGCGGAGCGGCUGGUGGUGGACGCGGCGCUGGCGCUGCGGGCGCGGGGCUGCCGGGUGCAGAUCUGGACGGCGCACUACGACCCCGGGCGCUGCUUCGCGGAGACGCGCGGGCUGGCGGUGCGGCGGGCGGGCGGCUGGCUGCCGCGCAGCCUGUGCGGCCGCGGGCACGCCCUGUGCGCCGCCCUGCGCAUGGCCUUCGUGGCGCUCUACGUGCUGCUGCUCAGCGGAGAGACCUUCGACGCCUUCGUGUGCGACCAGGUGUCUGCCUGCAUUCCUAUACUCAGACUGGCCAGAACCCGUAAGAAGGUUUUGUUUUACUGUCACUUUCCUGAUCAACUCCUGACCAAGAGAGAAUCUUUCCUGAAGCGCCUCUACAGACUGCCGCUCGACUGGCUGGAGGAGUACACGACUGGCAUGGCAGACUGCAUCGUUGUGAACAGCAAGUUCACUGCCAGCGUGUUCAAAGACACAUUUAAGUCCCUGUCACACAUAAACCCAGACGUCCUGUACCCAUCGCUCAACAUCAGUAGCUUUGAAGAAAUUGUUCCUGCAGACAUAGCUGAUCUGAUACCGAAAAAGAAAAAGUUCUUGUUUCUUUCCAUUAAUAGGUAUGAGAGGAAAAAGAAUCUGGCAUUGGCUCUUGAAGCUUUGCACGAACUUCGAGGGAGACUUGAUUCUCACGAGUGGGAUGAAGUUCACCUGGUUAUGGCAGGUGGUUAUGAUAAGCGAGUUCUGGAAAACGUGGAGCACUAUGAAGAGCUGAGGAGACUCGCAGCCAAACUUGAUGUAAAUGACCAUGUAACUUUCCUGAGAUCAUUCUCAGAUGAACAGAAAAUCUCUCUUUUUAGUAAUUCUGUAUGUGUGCUUUACACGCCAAGCAAUGAACAUUUUGGCAUUGUCCCUUUGGAGGCAAUGUAUAUGAGAUGUCCAGUUAUAGCAGUUAAUUCAGGUGGUCCUUUAGAAUCAAUCUCACAUAAUGUUACAGGAUUUUUGUGUGAUCCUCUACCAACCCAAUUCGCUGGUGCCAUGGAAAAAAUUGUGAGAGAUCCUCUCUUAAAGGACACAAUGGGAGCAGCUGGGAGAGUGAGAGUUAUGGAAAAAUUUUCUUCAGAAGCUUUCUCAGAACAACUGUACCAAUACAUACGCAGAUUAACAGAAUAAAAUUAUAUUCCUAUGUUAUAUUUUACAA